AUGGCACCAGCCAGCUCACCCUGCGACAACUGCGGAAUUCCGGCCACAUUUCAAUGUUUCGGCUGCAAAGACGCACCUCAGUACGAGCACGGCGAUGUGAGAAAUGCUUUCUACUGUAGCUCAGACUGCCAGAAGGAACAUCGUCCCCAACACAAAGCGUACUGCAAGAUCAUGGCCACUCGAAAGAAGCUUCUCCGCGUUGCAUCCGUCUGCAAGGCUGCUGUUCUUGGCUAUCGCGAACUCGAGUUCGAUGUUGAACUCUCCAAGAUUGAGCUUCGAGACAACACCUUGUACCUUUACGAUAACCAGAAAGAUCUUUCCGUUCCCCCGAAGCGUGGUCCGUUCCCUGAGCAUCUCACCUCCAACGCUCAACACAAAGAGGCCGCCCUUUCCUGGUUCUUCUGUUUCGCAAGUCAGGCGUUAUUGAGCGUGCUUCUACCAAAGCUUCUAGCUGACAUACCAUGCAAGAUUGAAUGCAUGGACAUGAGAAUAACGAAGCCUUUGAUAGUCACCCAAGUCAUCCCCGGCCCCGACUCCUCCCCCGACGUACUGAGUCUUGAUGCUGCCGAAGGACACCACGUUGCUAUUAAGAUCAGCCUAUUUCCAAGCAAGGAAUCCUGGGUGCUUGACGUAACAUCAGCCCAGUACGGCUUUAAGGAACCCCUUGAGACCUACCCCAAAUACGUUGCAGAAAGGCAAUGCGUUGGCAUAGAACUCGACCCAUACAACUUUACUGUGACGUCCGAUGUAGACUUUAUCUUGAAUGACCCCCUUGGAACAGCAGUGCGACAGAAGAUGUUUCAAGCUGAGCUCCCAUCACGUCGCCGAUUCGCAGCAUUUGUUGAUACUGGUGUUGACAAGGGUAUUCUAGAUGGGUCGCCUUCUGAGUUUGCAAAGAAACUGGAAGCCUUCAAGCUCGCGUUGAAGUUGCACAUGUGUAUGUGA
Molecule: messenger RNA, 945 nt
Organism: Aspergillus puulaauensis
Lineage: Eukaryota; Fungi; Ascomycota; Eurotiomycetes; Eurotiales; Aspergillaceae
Product: zinc finger MYND domain-containing protein
Exons: 2
Coding region: 1-945 (314 amino acids)
Source: RefSeq, a predicted model, not a curated record